AUGCCCACACAAUACCCCCGGCCCCCGCAGCGUGAAUCGUGGUUUGCGCCACUCUCCAUUGAUCUCUUCCUCAAGGUCCUCAACACAACACUUCUUCACCCGUUCGUCUGCUGGAUCAUACCGCUAUGCUUCCGUGCGCAGACAGUGAAAUGGGAAGCGCCGCCCAUGGUGGCCUCUAUUGCCUGGGCUACCAUUGUGACGCUAUUCUGGAUGGCCAAUGUGGUCAACCAGCGCAUUGCUCACGGGAUCCCGCGUGAGGUUGAUCUCAGCGAGGAGGUAAUUGUCAUUACUGGAGGCGCAAGUGGAAUGGGCCUGCUCGUUGCUGAGGUUUAUGGCAUGCGCGGCGCGACAGUGGCUGUGCUGGAUGUGAACGAGAUGGAGAAUACUGAGGCGAGAGGCGUCACGUAUUACAAGUGUGAUGUUGGCGACAAGGAUCAGGUUGCAAAGAUUGCGCUCGAGAUCGAAAAGGAUCUCGGCACGCCAACUGUGCUUAUCAACAACGCGGCUAUUGUAAUUGGGAAGACUCUAUUGGAUCUGUCGCUUGAUGAGAUUGACAAGAGUCUUACGACUAACCUCCUCGGACCAUUCUACUGCCUCAAAACUUUCUUACCUGCCAUCAUUCGCGGUGGAAGGGGCGGUACCAUCGUCAACGUCUCCUCUGUCAUUGGCACGGUUGGUGCCGCACAGCUGACCGACUACGCUGCUGCAAAGGCCGGUCUCACAGCCAUGCACCGAUCUCUGACAGCGGAACUACGUGAGAGCCAUCCCGAGAUCCGAACAGUGUUGGUAACACCUGGUCAAGUGAGCACGCCGCUCUUCUAUGGGGUCCAGACACCCAACUCCUUCAUCGCGCCGGUUGUUGAGCCCGUGGAUGUUGCCAAGGAGAUUGUGGCUGCCAUUGAUAGUGGAAAGGGUGCUACAGUUGCUAUGCCAUUAUACGCCCGUUGGGUUGACUGGCUUAACGUGUUGCCUGUGGGAGUGCAAACCAUUGCGCGAUGGGCAGCGGGAGUGGACCGUGGGAUGAAGACGUUUGUGGGGAGAGAGGGACAAAAGCUUGAGUGA
Fusarium mangiferae is the source of this 1062-nucleotide messenger RNA. RefSeq lists its product as uncharacterized. Gene Ontology annotation, molecular function: oxidoreductase activity, acting on the CH-OH group of donors, NAD or NADP as acceptor. Lineage: Eukaryota; Fungi; Ascomycota; Sordariomycetes; Hypocreales; Nectriaceae. The record is from RefSeq and is a predicted model, not a curated record. Bases 1 to 1062 code for a protein of 353 amino acids. The transcript has 2 exons.